AUUUCAUGGCUUCUUCCUUGUGCAUCUUUUCUUCUCCAUCAAGCCACACUAACUGAAGAAAAAUCCCUACAAUUCUUCUCAUCGCCUACAAGCUCAAUCAGUAAUGGGAAAAACCUAUGCAGCAGGGCUAUUUGCAGCCCUAGCUUCUGCCAAAUUUGGUACAGAAACUGCUUAUGCCGAUGGUAGUUUCAAUUUCUCUCCGUUUUCCACUUCUUCUUCUACUAAUGCCGCACCGAGUGCUCCUGCUGAUGUUCCUAAGCCACCUCAGCCGACAGCGGAAGCUCCUGAAAAGCCAAAGGUUCGAAAUGAUAAUCCCAGGACUACUUCAGCUGGUUUUGAUCCGGAGGCAUUGGAGAGAGGGGCCAAGGCGUUGAGGGAGAUUAAUAGUUCCAAAAGUGCCAAACAGGUUUUUGAUGUGAUUAAAAAGCAAGAAGAGACGAGGCAAGCAGAGUUAACUGCAAAAAUGCAAGAGUUUAAAGCAUUGCAAGCUCAAGCUGAGAUGGAGAGACAAAGGGUUGUAUACGAUGAACAGAAGAAACUAGCUCAGCAACAGGCACAAAUCAAGUCACAGAUGGCUCGAUAUGAAGAUGAAUUAGCAAGGAAAAGGAUGCAGGCAUGUAAAGGUCUUCUUAAUGUCAUGGUUAAAUUGGUAUUGCAUUAACUGAUAAAGCUGACUUCUCCUUGCAUUCUGCAGGCAGAAAAUGAGCAUCAAAGAGCUAGAAAUCAGGAGUUGGUAAAAAUGCAAGAGGAAUCAGGUAUGAGACAAGAGGCUGCUAGACGAGCAACAGAAGAACAAAUCCAAGCGCAGCGCCGACAGACAGAGAGAGAAAAGGCAGAGAUAGAACGUGAAACUAUUAGAGUGAGAGCUAUGGCAGAAGCCGAGGGGAGAGCGCAUGAAGCAAAGCUGGCUGAGGAUGUUAACAGAAGAAUACUAGUGGACCGUGCAAAUGCUGAAAGGGAGAAAUGGAUUGCCGCGAUUAAUACGACUUUUGAGCACAUUGGAGGUGGUUUCCGGGCAAUACUAACGGAUCAAAAUAAGCUUGUUGUGGCUGUUGGUGGUGUGACAGCUCUCGCGGCUGGAAUAUACACAACAAGGGAAGGUGCAAGAGUUGUUUGGAGUUAUGUGGACAGAAUAUUGGGACAGCCAUCUUUGAUCAGAGAGUCAUCUAGAGGUAAAUAUCCCUGGUCGGGCUUCUUCUCACGAGCCAUGAGUUCUCUCAAAGGUGCUAAUGGAGGUUCCGCAACCAAAUCUGAGAAAGGGUUCGGUGAUGUCAUUCUACAUCCAUCUCUUGAAAAAAGGAUUCAGCAGUUAGCCAAUGCCACUGCUAAUACCAAAGCUCAUCAAGCUCCAUUUCGCAACAUGCUCUUUUAUGGCCCUCCAGGAACAGGGAAGACAAUGGUUGCUAGAGAGCUUGCUCGCAGAUCGGGACUUGACUACGCAUUGAUGACGGGUGGUGACGUUGCUCCGUUGGGAUCACAGGCUGUCACCAAAAUACAUCAAUUAUUUGACUGGUCCAAAAAGUCCAAAAAGGGUUUAUUACUUUUUAUUGACGAAGCAGAUGCAUUUUUGUGCGAGCGAAAUAAAACCUACAUGAGUGAAGCUCAGAGGAGUGCCCUCAAUGCACUCCUUUUCCGCACUGGUGAUCAGUCAAAAGAUAUAGUCCUUGCCUUAGCUACUAAUCGGCCUGGUGAUCUUGAUUCAGCUGUUGCUGAUCGUAUUGAUGAAGUCAUUGAAUUCCCUUUGCCUGGUGAGGAUGAGCGCUUCAAGCUGAUCAAACUGUAUCUGGAGAAAUAUAUAUCUCAAGCUGGGGAAAGGAAACCUGGCUUGUUCUCUAACUUAUUCAAGAAACAGCAGCAAAAAAUAGAGAUAAAAGGUUUGACAGAUGAUAUUCUGAGAGAAGCCGCAGCCAGGACGGAGGGAUUUUCAGGCAGAGAGGUCGCAAAAAUGAUGGCUGGCGUUCAAGCUGCUGUAUAUGGGACUGAGGACUGUGUAUUAGAUGCUAACUUGUUUCGUGAAGUGGUAGAUUACAAAGUUGCAGAACAUCAGCAGAGGAGGAAAUUAGCUGCAGCUGAGGGUGACAAGUGAUGAAGUUUUUUCCUUUAGAUGAUUUUUGUCAAAGAAGUUGAUCAAGGGUGCGGUGCCUUCUCAGAAAAUUAUUACUGACAUUCAAAGAAUGGUUUUUAUUCUUUUCUCAA
Solanum verrucosum is the source of this 2196-nucleotide messenger RNA. RefSeq lists its product as uncharacterized. The record is from RefSeq and is a predicted model, not a curated record. Gene Ontology annotation, cellular component: mitochondrion. The transcript is spliced from 7 exons. NCBI's taxonomy places the organism in Eukaryota, Viridiplantae, Streptophyta, Magnoliopsida, Solanales, Solanaceae. Gene Ontology annotation, biological process: mitochondrion organization. Gene Ontology annotation, molecular function: ATP binding; zinc ion binding; ATP hydrolysis activity.